Cyprinodon tularosa is the source of this 2325-nucleotide messenger RNA. RefSeq names its product zinc finger and BTB domain containing 3 (gene zbtb3). Gene Ontology annotation, molecular function: RNA polymerase II cis-regulatory region sequence-specific DNA binding; protein binding; DNA-binding transcription factor activity, RNA polymerase II-specific. Gene Ontology annotation, biological process: regulation of transcription by RNA polymerase II. Bases 221 to 2017 code for a protein of 598 amino acids. The record is from RefSeq and is a predicted model, not a curated record. Lineage: Eukaryota; Metazoa; Chordata; Actinopteri; Cyprinodontiformes; Cyprinodontidae. Gene Ontology annotation, cellular component: nucleus. The transcript is spliced from 4 exons.
GCUUAAAGUUGCUUGCAAUCCGCCAUAAUAGAAAAGAAGAAGAAGAACCCUCUUGUUGGGAAACAUAACAGUGAAAGCAGGUUCGGUUCUUGGCUUUGGACUCAGAAAUCCAGUCUGGUUGCCAUGGAGAGGGGGAUACGGUAACGUAAAGCAGCACUCUGGAGAUCAGGCUGCCAGAGCAAGAGCUCGAAAAAGGAAACUUAUAACUGUCCUCAUCGUCAUGGAAUUUCCCCAGCAUUCCCAGCAGCUGCUGUCGGCCCUGCGUUCCCAGCGGCAGCGGGGCUUUCUCUGUGAUUGCACCGUACAAGUGGGCUCAUCCCGUUUCCUGGCUCACCGGGCGGUUUUGGCCUCAUGCUCACCGUUCUUUCACAUGUUCUACUCGGACUCCCAUGCAGGGAGCAGCACCAGCAGCUGCGUGACACUUGACAAUGAUAUUGUCACAUCUGCUGCAUUUGGCGUGCUGUUGGACUUUGUCUACGAAGGUGUUUUGCAUCUGGAAGAGUCUCCUCCUGUGGAGGACAUCUUGGCAGCAGCGAGCUUUUUGCAUAUGAACGAGGUUGUAAGAGUGUGUAAGAGGCGACUGCAGAGACGAGGGCCUCUGGCUGAGGCGGACAGCACGCGCUCUGAAGAGAGGAGGCUACCAGAGGCAGAUGGAGAGCCUGUGGUAGCCAUGGUUGCAGACCACACAAAUCCAGUGAGCACAGCUGCACCGCUUUCCUCCUCAGUCUUAGAAGUGGCAGACAGGAGUCCGGUGGAGGGUGUGAAGUCUCAGCAGAGGAGUGGUGGAGGUUCAUCUAAGACACAAACUCCUCUGAGCCCUGACCUCGCUGAUACUACUCAACCAGGCAUGGACAUCACUUCUCUGCCUCCAUCCAGGGAGCUGGUGCAGACCCAGACCAACAUUUCUGCCCUCCUCCCUGCAGGCCUGACUAAGAUGAGCCCAGGGAGUCAAAACGAAGGAUCUUCUCUUUGCAGUCCAUGUAGCACCACAGAAACAUACAGCUACAGUGCCAUCCAGCAGCCUUCCCCCUCUUCCUCCUCCCUGAUCACAUUCAGACAGUCGGAUGGUCGUCCUGUGGUGUCUCUCAGCCUGUCAAAAUCCCUUCUUUCUGUCAGCGCCCACCCAGACCCUCUUAGACCUUCUGGUGAGCACCUCUCAGAGAAUGAUCACAGAAACAGAGAUCAGCAGACGGUCAGGUCUAUCCAAGCCCCCGCCAAACACGUCCAAACAAACUCCAGACACUCGGCACCUGAGCAGACACCGAUGCAGAUCAGAAUUCAGAAUGCCGUAACUCUCCAGAGCUCAGAGCUUCAGGCUGCUCCCCAACUGCAAACUCUUCAGCGUCCUGAGGACGAAGCAGGAGCUUCGGUUGUAGCUAGAACACGUCCUCUGGGGGGAGGAAGGACAGGCGAGGUUGAGGAGAUCUUGAAAAUCAAAGAGGAGGCGAUUGUUAUUUCUGACGAAGAGUUUGAGGAGAAAGAGGACAUCGGAGAGAAAGAAUCUGUGAUGGAUGUGGAAGAGGAGUAUGAGGAGGACAUCCAGGAGGAAGAGCUAAGCAGUCCGCACUUUGUCUCCACACAUUCACAGGGACUCCUACAGAUAACCCCUCAUUCCAACGACUACUCCUUCCCCCUUUCUCCUUCGUCCUCGUCUUCAGGUGCCGGACCUUCUUCCCAGGACGCGGCCUCCCUCAUUCCUCCGUCCUCGUCUCAGCAACAUCAUGACCCCCCCGCCUACUUCCAAGAACUCCAGGACUCCAUGGGCAACUUUGUGGAAGACGUGCCCACAUGCGGAGUGUGCGGGAAGACUUUUUCCUGCACGUACACUCUGAGACGCCACGCCAUCGUGCACACACGCGAGCGUCCGUAUGAGUGCCGUUACUGCUACAGGAGCUACACGCAGUCUGGGGAUUUAUACCGACACAUCCGGAAGGCUCAUGACCAGACGCUGCCCGCUAAACGCAGCAAGGCAGACACAGAGGGACCCCCUCUGCCGCAGCCCCCUCCUCACAGCUAACACACUCCUCUCUCAGUGGGGGAGCUCAAAACUCUUCAGUUCUGAUUUUUAAAUAACCCUUUUAUUUAUUUAUUUAGUGAAGUUUUUGAAAUUUCAGAACGUGCAACAAUAUUUUUGUUUCGUUUUCUAAUGUCAACCAGAGCUGCCUUUACAGCUCUAGUUACGUUACAAGCGUUAAGAUACCCCAAAAUUUGAUUGUUCCAUGAUUAUAGGACCUUUAAAAAUGCGACUUCCAGGUCGAAGGUUAUGAAUACUUCUACACUGCCUGGCUAAAAAAAAAGUCACCACCUGGAUUCAACUAAGCAAAU